Messenger RNA from Brassica napus (rape), 1830 nucleotides. RefSeq lists its product as uncharacterized. NCBI's taxonomy places the organism in Eukaryota, Viridiplantae, Streptophyta, Magnoliopsida, Brassicales, Brassicaceae. The transcript has 5 exons. The record is from RefSeq and is a predicted model, not a curated record. The coding region runs from base 1 to 1830 and encodes 609 amino acids.
AUGGAUAGAGUGUCUAAGUGGAGCGCCGGAGUUGAUGAGACUUGUGUGCUCUGCAAAAAUGCAGCCGAGACCCGGGAUCAUUUGUUUUUUAAAUGCCCGUUCUCUUCACAGAUUUGGAUGGAUAUUUCUCACGGCAUUCUACAAGGUUCCUAUACGACAACAUGGAGUGCACUUCAGGUGAUUGUCUCUGAUCAGAGACUGGAGGCGAAAAAGCUCUAUUGUAUCAGAUAUGCAUUUCAGUGUGCUAUUCAUGUUAUAUGGAGAGAACGGAACAAGAGGAGGCAUGGGGAGGAUCCAACUAUGCCAAGAGUCCUUGCGAAGUUUAUUGAUAAAAGUAUAAAGAACAAGUUGAGCUUAGUAACUGCCUUGGGAGGAAAGUUUGCAGUUUAUGGUUAUCACAAGAAUGGGACUAAAGAGAAAUGUGCCAUCAAAUUCGACAUCGCAAAGUUUUUUGAUACUGUGAAAUGGACUUUCAUUAUCUCGGUUCUACAAGCAAUGGGACUUCCCCCACAGUUCAUUCAUUGGAUCAAACUGUGUAUCUCUACGGCUGCUUUCUUGGUGUCAGUAAAUGGGAGUUUAGAGGGAUUCUUCACAAGCGCCAGAGGAAUUCGCCAGAGCUGUUCCCUUUCACCUUACUUGUAUGUCAUCCUCAGUAAUGUUAUCUCGAAGAUUUUGAAUGAGGCAGCGGAAGCAGGUGAAUUUGAAUACCAUCCACAGUGUCAGGGAGUUCAUCUUACUCAUCCCAGUUUCGCUGAUGACAUUAUGGUCUUCACCAUUGGUACACCAGAAUCGCUUAUGGGAGUAAUUGGAGUCACGAAUCGAUUUGCAAGCAUGUCGGGUUUGCGCAUUAAUGUAGCUAAAUCUACCCUCUUCGCCUCCGGUAGUAAUCUGAGCCCUCUUCUAGAUGCAGCAGUGGCUCUUCGUAUUGGAGUAGGAACUUUACCUAUCUGUUACUUGGGUAUGCCAUUGACUGCAAAAUCCCUUACUAGCCAUGACUACGAACCAUUGAUAGACAAGAUCAGAGGGAGGAUGCUGUGCUGGUCUAACAGAGCUCUCUCGUUUGCAGGAAGGAUCGCCUACAAAAAAUCACAAGGCAAAGGUGAGCUGGGAGGAUCUUUGCUUCCCAAAGGAAGAGGGUUGAUUAGGGAUCCGAAAGCUUCGGGAUUCAGCCAAGGCAUUUGCUAUGAAGCUCAUACGGCGAAUUUUCACACAAUCAUCUUCUCUUUGGGUAAGCUGGGUAACUCAUUAUCUACUCAAGGACGUUUGAUCGAUAUCACAGGAGCAACUGGCACCACUUAUCUUGGGGUUCAGCGACAUGCUAGAGUAUGUGAUGCAGUAAAUUUGGAAGGUUGGACUAUUAGAGGGCAGAGAUGUCGACGGUUUCAGGAGCUGUAUCGCAACAUCUUGGCGAUUACACCUUCCAAACCUGAGAAUGGUGCUGAUAUAGUACUAUGGAAGCAUGCGGAUGAAGAAUAUCUACCUACAUUCUCAGCAUCAAAAACUUGGGAUCAAGUGCGGGUUAAAGGGAUAAAGUUGAGUGGAGCAGAGUGGUUUGGCUACCUCAAGGAGUUCCAAGUUUGGGAAGUUCUUGCGUGCCGGCUUGUUGGAAAUGAAAUUAAUCCAGAUUGGCAGUGGACCAUCACACGGCUGCAGCGUAUGAGAGAUAAGGAGUUGGAUACUAUCCUUGCACGGCUGCUGUUUCAGAGCAUGGUUUACCAUGUGUGGAGAGAGAGGAAUGUUAGACGCCAUCAGCAGCCUGCGAUGAGCACUGAUCAGAUGAGAAGAAGGAUUGACAAAGUCAUGAGAAAUAGGAUUCUCUCCCUUCGAUAA